AUGGAACAAGAUCGGAUGAACAAGCUGGCUCAGAGCAUAACAUCUCUGCGCGCAAACGUUGUUGCCCUUACACCCUCCGUCGCCCAACUGCUGGACCCCGAUCAUACCCCUACAUUACAGUCAAUUAUCUUUGUCGGUGAACGUCUAAGCCUUACAGAUGUGAACCGUUGGUGGGGCAAAGUACGAAUUCUCAACAUAUAUGGGCCAUGUGAAUGUACUCCAUACAGCGUCAUCAACAGCCACGCGUCUUGUCCACAAGAAGCCACUCGAAUAGGCAUUGGCGCUGGCCAGGUGACAUGGGUCGUCAAUCCAGAUAACCACGACCACUUGCUUCCGCUUGGUGACAUCGGCGAGCUACUUCUGGAAGGGCCACUUGUGGGUGAAGGGUACUUGGAUGACCCGGAGAAGACAGCAAUUUCAUUUAUCCACGACCCAGUGUGGUUGCGGCGAGGAGGUUCGGGACAGCCAGGACGGCACGGACAACGUCUCUAUAAAACAGGAGAUCUUGUUUAUUAUAACGAGGAUGGAACCUUGACAUUUGUCGGACGCAAAGAUACGCAGAUCAAGAUCCACGGACAGCGAGUCGAGCUUGGAGAAAUUGAGCAUUGCCUACAAGAACACAUGACAGAAGCAAAGCAAGUCGUGGUAGAUAUAUUUAUGCCGAGAGGGGAGAACUCGAGUCCAAUGUUGGCAGCUUUCAUUCAAACCUAUCCGAUUGCAGCAAACUCCAAGCAACCAGAACCUACCUACAUCGCGGAGAUACUUCAAAUUUCCACCGAUAUAGAAGACAUGCUGGCUCAGCGCCUGCCAGGCUAUAUGGUGCCCACCAUAUUCUUCUCUAUGCGGGAACUCCCCAUGACAGUGAUAGGGAAACUGGACCGAAGAAGACUAAGCGAGAUUGGCACCUUGUGUUUCCAUAAAUGCAUGGCUGGGCAAAAGCAAAUGGCAAAGCCAAAGCCAAAGCCAAAGCCGGCCUCACACAUUGGACAGGAGUUACAAAGGAUAUUGGGCAGAGUUCUAGCCCUUGAUCCGGCGCUAGUGGGACUUGAAGACAGUUUCUUUCGGCUAGGGGGAGACUCGAUUCUGGCUAUGCGGGUCGUGUCAGAGGCUCAAAAGGCUGACAUUGGGCUCACGGUUUCAGACAUUUUCCGAUACCCUACACUUGGUAGCCUGGUCAGCCAGUGCCACCAUGUAGCUGACAAGGUGCCGGAAAAGAUUCUGCCUUUUGCUCUUCUGAGAGACAGCUUCAACAAGGACCUACUUCUCCGAGAAAUUGCAUCUCAGUACCAACUAGAUACCACCACCAUAGAAGACGCAUACCCGUGCACUCCCCUACAAGAAAGUCUUAUGUCCCUGUCCUUGAAGCACCCUGGCGAAUACAUGAUUCAACGCACUAUGAAACUGGGCGAAACCAUCCAAACGGGAGAUUUCUGUCGAGCAUGGGAAGAAAUGGCCCAGAAUACGGAAAUCCUACGUACAAGGAUUGUGCAGUGCAGCAACGGGGCUCCCGUGCAGUUGGUAUUGAGCGAAGAAAUCCAAUGGGCUCAUACAAUCGGAUUGGACGAGUAUCUUGAAGAGGAUAAAAGAAAAGCAAUGGAGCUUGGACAGCCUCUUGCACGCUACGCCAUGGUCACAGAUAAUACAGGCUUGCAUCGAUGGUUUGUGUGGACGCUUCACCACGCACUGUAUGAUGGCUGGUCACUGUCACUCAUGACUGACAUGGUUAAUCGAGGGUACCGUGGUAUCUCGACAAAACCAAAGCACCAGUUCAAAGCUUUCAUCAACUAUCUCGAGGAGCAAAACAGUGACAAGAUAUCUGACUACUGGCGCAAUGCUUUUGUGGACUGUGACUGUAUUCCUUUUCCAGCACUUCCAUCGGCUGUGCGGCGGCCAGUAGCAGACAGCGAGAUAACUCACCAAAUACCAUGGCUCAACACACAGCCGCGAGACUUUACAAUCACAACGCUUGUUCGUGCCGCCUGGGCUCUGCUUGCCAGCAGCAUGACGAGUUCAGACAGUGUCGUGUUUGGUAUCACUACAUCAGGACGCAGUGCGCCUGUUAGCGGUAUCAACGAGAUGUUAGGCCCAACAAUCGCAACAGUUCCAUUGUAUGUCAAGAUAUUACGGUCCCAGAAGGUGUUGGACUAUCUUGCGGCCGUGCAGCAGCAAGCAGCGGACAUGAUUCCUUUCGAGCAUUUCGGCUUACACCAGAUCGCUAAAAUAUCCCCUGAGGCUCAGCAGGCAUGCAUGUUCCAGACACUUCUUAUUGUCCAACCACAAGAAACUUCCGAAUGUGAUAGUACGCUUGGGGUGUGGGACGAGAGCUAUGAGCCAGAGUGGGUCAAUACAUUUGCACUAGCGCUUGAAGUGCAAAUUGGCCUGAAGAGGAUCAAUGCUAGAUUUGACUCUAACGUGAUCGAGCCAUGGAUUGUGCGGUCGUUGUUAGAAGGGCUCGAAUUUGUGAUGAAGCAACUUGAUACCGCAGGACCCCAACAGAGCAUAGCAGAGAUCGAAUUAGUCACACCUCAAAAUUUGGAGCGAAUAUGGGAUUGGAAUCGUACCGUCCCAAUGCCAGUGAAAGAAUCAAUUCUUCAUAUGACUGGGAGGCAGAUACAGAAUCAGCCGAUGGCAACGGCUAUAUAUGCUUGGGAUGGAGAGUUCACAUACGGCGAGCUAGAUCGACUUUCCACAACGGUAGCGGUUCAGCUUGUCAAAUUUGGAGUUGGUCCGCACCUACUGGGGCCGGACGUCAUAGUGCCACUAUGCUUUGAGAAGUCAGCGUGGACAAUAGUAUCCAUACUUGGUGUUCUAAAGUCCGGUGCAGGUUUUGUGUUGCUCGAUCCUUCCCUCCCUGAACCCCGACUACAAUCGAUACUCCAAAAAGUGGGCUCGAAGUUGUUGUUAUCCUCCCAAGCCAACAUGGAGUUAAGCAGCAGGCUGUCAGAGAUGGUGGUUCAAAUAGGCCCAGAUCUAUCGCAGAUCUCAAAUACUGCCUCGAAUACUGCCUCGAGUUACGCUACGAGUCCCACAUCACUGUUGCAACCCUCCUCGAGGGUAAUGUAUGCAGUUUUCACUUCUGGCAGCACUGGAGCGCCUAAAGGGGUGUUGGUGUCACACGAGAAUUUUUGCUCUGCUGUACACUAUCAGUUGGAGCUUCUGGGCUUUAACAAAGAAUCCAGGGUGUUUGAUUUCGCAUCAUACGCUUUUGACACUGCGGUGCACAAUGCUUUAGCCACACUCGUUGCGGGAGGAUGUCUAUGCAUUCCUUCGGAAAAGGACCGCAAUGACAAUCUUGGCAACAUCAUCGCCAUCAUGCGGCCUAACAUUGUCAAUCUAACUCCAACGGUAGCACGUCUGCUAGAUCCGAGGAUGGUGCACGAUCUGAAGACUUUGAUUCUACUUGGCGAGCCAGUCACAACCAGAGAUGUUGAGCGAUGGCACUCACGCAAGAUCCACCUCAUCAACGCCUACGGGCCCGCUGAAUGCACACCCAUUAGCACGAUUAAUGCUUUUGCACCCAGCACAGAGGACGCCAUUCGGAUAGGAAAAGGCGUGGGUUUGGUAACAUGGAUUGUGAAUCCAGAGGACCAUAAUCGCUUGUUGCCACCAGGAUGCACCGGUGAACUACUCCUUGAAGGACCGCUUGUUGGCAACGGCUAUAUGAGGGAUCCAGAAAAGACCGCCGAAGUGUUUAUUGAAGACCCUAAAUGGCUCCUAAAGGGCCCACAUGACCAACCCGGGCGCCACGGCCGCCUUUACAAGACUGGUGAUCUGGCACACUACAACGAAGAUGGAAGUCUAAUGUUUGUGCGCCGCAAAGAUAGCCAAGUCAAGAUUAGAGGGCAGCGCUUCGAGCUUGGAGAAGUCGAGCACCAUAUUCUCAACUGCUUGCCAAAAGCGAGCCAGGUUGUGACGGAAGUUGUUGUACCUGAGAGCGAGGUGAAUCCUAGACCUGUUCUGGUGGCCUUCAUCCAGGAGGGUGGAAAUGACAUGAAGGUCAACGAAGAAUCGACUUUUACAGCCAAGGCAUACCCCAUGGCUGCUGAUAUCCAGAAGAAGCUGGCACAUCAUCUGCCAAGCUACAUGGUGCCGACAUUGUUCUUUUCUCUGCUGGAUCUCCCCCUAACUGCCUCAGGGAAGAUGAACCGGAGACGACUUCGUGAGAUAGGCCAGGAACUUCUCUUGAUUCAGGGAAAGCAAACGUUCGACACGCCUGAAAACUCUCUUGAUACUGGGUCCUCACGUGGUAGAUCGAUAUUGGAGACUGAGCAGCCAGCAUACGCACUAGCCCAGAAACUACAUUCCAUGCGUCCCUCGUGGGCGCAGGACAAUCUUUCAUUCAGAGAAGCCGGGCCACAGCAUCGGCCCAUUGAAUUUAACGAUGUGCUUUUACACUCAUCUGGUCUAGACUCAGUGGGCAUGAUGGAGCUCAUGUCUUUCAUCUCACAGAAUUUCCAUAUUCAAGUUGGAAUGCAGCUUUUGAUGAACAAAGCAACUAGCAUCAGGCAUCUGGCUCAACAUUUAGCCGAUUCUCAGGCGGGUGGUGCUGAAAAUGACCCAGUUCGACACUCUUCAAUUAAUGCCUUGAUCUUAACUAAUCUCAUGGCUGAGAUCAGCCGACACGAUUCAAGGGUCUUGAGUGCCCAGCGGAGACCCGCAAGCCAUGACACCAUAGCGAGCAAUCAUCUCCCGAUGGACGGAGAUGAUAAGUCCUUUACCGUGCUCUUGACCGGCGCCAACGGUUUUAUCGGUACCCAAAUUCUCCGGCAGCUCCUCGAACACCGCCAUGUUAGUCGUGUCAUUGGGCUUGUACGGGGCGAUACAGACGAAGCAGCCAGACAACGCACCAUUGAUGGGGCUGUGAAAGCGCUCUGGUGGACUGAUCACCACGCGGAGAAGCUAGAAGUCUGGCGGGGUGACCUCUCGCUGCCACGUCUGGGACUUGAUCUCACGCGCUGGGAUUCUCUAGCCAGUGGCCAAGUGGUCAAUACAAUUAUCCACUGCGGCGCCACAGUGCACUGGACAAAAAGCUACGAAGUCCUGGAGGCCGCCAAUGUUGGCUCAACCAUAGAGCUUUUACUCCUCGCCAUAGGCCUUCGGGGCAUGAGAUUCCUCCAUAUUACGGGCGGUCGGCCUUGGGACUCUCACGAAGAGCUGGAUGUUGCGAAGGAGCUCUCAACCGCCGAUUCCAUGCAGUAUAGCCAGACUAAGUUUGUCGCUGAAGCUGUCGUGAAGCGUGCGGCGCGGCGGAACCCAUCCGAAACCAAUCGGCUCGCUAUCUCAAACCCAAGAUGGGUCAUUGGCACCCCAACGGAGGGGUAUUCCAACCCCGAUGACUAUAUCUGGCGGCUGGUGGCGACAUGCAUCAAAAUAGGGGCGUACAACGGUGAUGACUUGGACGGGUGGCUUGCCAUAUUCGAUGCCUCGACCACAGCGACGGCGAUUAUUGACAUGGCACUGGGCGAAAAGAUGGAUAGUAUGCCUGAGAAACAACCCCAGGAUGGUAUGCUAUGGAGGGAGUUUUGGGCCAUCAUUGGGGGCCUAGGUUACAGGCUCAAGGCUAAGGGCAUGGCAGAGUGGCUGGCUCUUGUCCGUGCUGACAUUGAAGCUACAAGGGAGAAGCAUCCGAUGUGGCCACUAGCACACAUGUUCGGGGGCUUGCAGAACGAUGAGCGACUAGUGGGUAGCUCGCGGGAGAAGCGUGGUAGUACUCCGUUGCGAUUGAAAGUCGCUCUUACCAAGAGCGCCGAGUUCCUUAUCAAAGCCGGCUUUUUACCCACGCCUUCAGAUCAGAGUCAAGAGACGAUAUAG
Molecule: messenger RNA, 5811 nt
Organism: Penicillium concentricum
Lineage: Eukaryota; Fungi; Ascomycota; Eurotiomycetes; Eurotiales; Aspergillaceae
Exons: 1
Coding region: 1-5811 (1936 amino acids)
Biological process (GO): secondary metabolite biosynthetic process; amino acid activation for nonribosomal peptide biosynthetic process
Cellular component (GO): cytoplasm
Molecular function (GO): phosphopantetheine binding; catalytic activity
Source: RefSeq, a predicted model, not a curated record